Molecule: messenger RNA, 1713 nt
Organism: Sabethes cyaneus
Lineage: Eukaryota; Metazoa; Arthropoda; Insecta; Diptera; Culicidae
Product: RYamide receptor-like
Exons: 6
Coding region: 1-1713 (570 amino acids)
Biological process (GO): neuropeptide signaling pathway
Cellular component (GO): membrane
Molecular function (GO): neuropeptide Y receptor activity
Source: RefSeq, a predicted model, not a curated record
AUGCAACCGCGUGCGCGGCUACUGCCGCAGAGAAGGAACCGAUCGACAUGCGUCGCGUCUCAAGUGUGGGCCGUGCGCACCGUUUGUGAUCUGCGCCUGCGGGGUUCCGAGCGCGCGUUGCGUUGGUUGACGGUCAUUUGCGCGAGUCUGCCUGGCUGUGCUGUGAACGGUUUAAAUGUAGGUCGAACCGUGCCGCUGUUUGAGGGCGUGAAAGGAAAUGUGAUUCAUUCCUCUGGACAAGAAUAUCGCUUCGCUAAAGAAGAACGCUUCGUGGCUUCAAUAAAUGCUUGUACGCUCAAUAAAGCGAGUAGUGGCACUACAGAGGAACAAAACACGGCGAGACCGCAAGCGAAAAUCAACAACAUUAGCAACAACAGCAGCAGCAGCAGCAGCAGCAACAACAGCAACAUUGUUUUACAUAAGGUUUUGCAUCAUCUUGAAAUUAUUUUUGUGCUAUUUUUGAAUCACCUGUGGGUCUUAUUUAUAAUUGGAAUUCCCAACACCAAAAGUGACCAUAUUCAUCGGAUGGCGACCGUGUGCGUCUGCGUUGGUGGCAGAUGGAAUUGCGGUCAGUUCAAGUUUAGCCGGCAAACCCAACCGAACGAAAUGAACCGAACGUACGACUGUGCCGCUUCUGCCGCCAUUCCGGAAGGGAUCGCCACCCUGCGUUUCCAGAUUCUGAUCUACCUGGCUUACACGGCCAUCUUCCUGGUCUCGAUCGUCGGUAACGUGGCAGUGUUUCUGGUGGUCGCGUUCAUUCCACGCAUGCAAACCGUUACCAACUACUUCAUAGCGAAUCUCGCCGUCGGCGACAUACUGAUGACCAUCUUCUGCAUUCCGUUCAGUUUCGUGUCGAUCUUCGUGCUGCAGUAUUGGCCCUUCGGAGCGGCCAUCUGCCAGCUGGUUAACUACUCCCAAGCGAUCUCGGUUCUGAUCAGUGCCUACACGAUGAUCGCAAUCAGUGCCGACCGAUACAUCGCAAUAAUGUACCCGUUUCGGCCACGGGUCACUAAAAAAAUCGCCAAAUUCCUCAUACUCCUAGUGUGGACAGGAGCACUGUUCACAGCAGCGCCGAUUCCAGUGUUUUCAACUCUCAUCCAACCGACCGAAUGGUACGAUCAGUGUGACCUCUCAAUCUGCACCGAAGUCUGGCCGGACGAUCGCUCCGACUGGAACUACUCCAUAACGCUGAUCACCCUCCAGUUCCUGCUUCCGCUGGUCGUACUCGUCUUCACCUAUAGCCGGAUAGCCUUCAAAGUUUGGGCUAAAAUUCCACCCGGCGAAUCGGUGAAACAACGUGACCAGCGCAUCCUUCGAUCCAAGCGCAAAAUGAUUAAAAUGAUGAUCACCGUCGUACUGGUUUUUACCGUCUGCUGGCUGCCGUUCAACAUCUUCAUGCUGAUCCCGCUGGAUCCGGAAUGGCGACCGCUGCCCUACCUGUGGUUUCUCUUCCACUGGCUAGCCAUGUCCCACAGUUGCUAUAAUCCGAUCAUCUACUGCUACAUGAACGAAAAGUUUCGCCACAGUUUUCUCCAUCUGGUUCGCUCCGGUGCUGGACGACACUGCUGUAAGCGAUCGGUACGCAGAAGAAGUGAUGCCAGCAACAGCACGGAAAUGAUGCAACUCUUUCCAUCCGUAACGAUGCUCACCACCGUCAGUUUGGGUGCCAGCGGGGCGCAGUUCACAGCGGAAUGCUGUAAACGUUUCACAUAG